AUGGAUGAUGUUUCUCCACCACCACCAAAGAAGAGCACAACCCUGUCCGUGGAUCGAGCCGCCUUUCUAUUGUUGCGUGUGAAGAAGGCGUUCAAGAAGAAGCGCCAACAGCGCAAAGAGCGACAUGCUCAACAAAAUAUUGCAGGCAGCAGUGGUGGUGGCAGUAGCGGCAGCGGCGGUGGCAGUGGCACGCAAUCGCGCAGUGGCAGCCGCAAACUGCCGCCGCCAUUGUUACGUUCGCGAACGUUGCCCGCCAUCAUUGUGCCCGGACUUCCGGUUGUCUCGCUGCACACGGAUAAACAAACAUUUCAAUUGGACGAACGGCUGGUGGGCAGCAAAAGCCGCAGCGGCAGCGCCAGCGGCCAUCGCUGGUCGUUGCUAACGCGUGCUGGCGGUUCGACUGGCAACAGCAGCAGCAACAACAACAAUAACACACAUUUAACCAACAACAACAACACGCUAAUGGUGAAAUCAUUGAAUUUGCCAAAAGAUGACAGCACAUUGGUAUAUCGACGCAAAUCGUCUGGCAGCACGCCCCAUCAGGUGUUAACGCAACAGCAGCAGCAACUGCAACAGCAGCCGCAACAACAACAACAGCAACAAUGCCAGCAGCAGCAGCAACAACAACUGCAACAGCAACAUCAGCCACAUCAACAUCAUCAGCAACAACAUAUGGCAGACAGUUCUUUGUUUCAGCUCUCAGAUGAUUUUGAAUGCCAUGCUGAUGGUUCGCUUUUGCUUAGAAUCCCCGCACCUCACGUUGUUGCCGCGCGCGCCUAUCGCCUGGCCGUCAAGAAACGUGCCACAACAUCUGCGGAGGCAACAAUGUCGUCGACAAUGACACAACGCGAACAACUGCACAAUUCGACCUCUGCCUCAGGCUCAGGCUCAGGCAUUGGCUCAGGUUCCGGCUCAGGCACGAACACCGCCUUCACACGCCUCGCCAAAUUGCUGCAUCAAUCAAGCGCCAUUACAUCCAAGUCCAAUCUGCAACAGCAGCAGCAACAGCACCACCGGCACCACCUCCACCACCAUUAUCAACAACAACAACAUAAACAUCGUGGCGACAAUAUCUACAUGGAGGCCCCCGCCAAUGCUGGCCUGGGGCUGGGUCUGGGCGAGGAGGCGCCGCGUCGUCUGUCCUGGGAGAGACGCAAGGACAGUAGCGCCCUGCAACGGUCGGCCAGCAUUGAUUCCUUUGCCGAGAUUGUGUUCAGCGACUCGCCCCGACCCUCUCUAGACAUCCCCCGCUCGGUGGCCCCCUUCAGCAAAAGGCCUUCAGCGAGCAGCCUCUACUCGAAUUGCAGCACCACAUCGGCUCAGCUGAAUGUCAAUUAUGGCGAUAUGGCGACAGUGGGGCAGGCGGGCAUGGGCGUUGGUGCGGCAGCGGGCGCGGGACUACAGGCCUGUGGCACGGGCAGCAGCAGUGCGGGCAACAGUCGACGCGAGAGCCUGCUGAGUCCAUCGUCGACGCGACGCAAUAAACUGACCAGAAUUAUUAAUGCUCUCUUCUCCGCUGUGGAGCACGGACAUCUGGAGAAGGCGCGCACCAUACUCGAGUCCACCGAUGUUGAUGUGAACAGCAUCAAUACGGACGGCUUGUCUGCCCUGGAUGUUGCCGUCCUCAGUAACAAUCGUUCCAUGACAAAAAUGCUCCUGCAACAUGGCGCCGUGGAGGGAUCACAGUUCUCUGUGGACAGCAUUGGCACCAAAUUAAAUGGCCUUCUCAAAGAUGCCGAGUCACGAAUACACGAACUGAGCGGUCCGGAGGCGCUCUGUCCGCCCAUCUUCGCCUCGCGUCCCUCCAUAUCGAGCAUUAUAAUUGGCAACACGGGCUCCUCGGUCACUGGCUGCACAGGCAAUGAGGUGGACAAGCAGAUUGGCAUCUGGGAGCGGCGUGUCAAGGGCUUGCGUCGCAUGCUGCUGGGCUGGGAUCAGGCGCGUCCACCAGAUGCGCCCGCCUCCGUGGCCGUCGAUGUAACCGGCGAUAAUUCUAUAACAGUGCAAAUACUGGAGCCGUUUGACGGCGCCAUCGGCACAAAGUUCAAAGUGCAAUGGUCAACGCGCGCGGACUUCAACAAUGUGGUGGGCGAGCGGGAGCUGAUGGAGUGGAUAAGUUUUCAUGGCACCAUGGGUGCCCAAUGCCACAUUGGUGGCUUAACGCAGGGACGACGGUACUUCCUGCGCGCUGCAUGCGGCAAUGUUAAGGGCUGGGGUGCUUACCGCAACUCCGUGCCCUCCAGCGUGGUGCCCUCUACCUGGCGCGAUUUGGACAACCGUGAGGAUCGUUAUUUGGGCCGUCAACGUAUACUCGAUAACCUCUUCACGGCAGUGCGUCUGGCGCGACCCGCGGAUGUCUCUGAGCUAAGCUUAGAUCCGACCAGCGUGCAACGGCGAAAUCCCAAAAAGAAAACCACCAUCAAACAGCUUUUCUCCGUUGCCUCCAAGUUCCAGAAGACGCUGCGCAGAGGAAUUUACUUAUCCUGCUUGGUGUACUGCGAUGAUAAGGUGCUGGUGACAAGCGAGGACUUUCCUCCUGUCAUCGAGAUCGACGAGUCCUAUCCAAGUGCUCUACACGCGGACUACUAUUGGCUAAUGAAGGUGGCUUGUACCUGGGACGAUGUCAAAUCCCUACGCACCGAUAUGGAGCGCAAUCUUACAUCGGCUGGACAUUUUCGCACGAAACUACUAUCGGCCGUCUGUCAAAUGCAAUCCGCUCUGGGCUUCACAGAUCUCGGCCAGCUGUACUAUAAGCCAUUACGUGAUGCUCAGGGCACUGUGGUGCUGGCCUGCAUACAGGCCGUGAAAAGUCAGAAGGCCGUGUCUAUAUUGAACUCGCGCUGGCUGCCAGUCAACAAGUUGCAGAAGAAGAUUGGCGCCCUGCACGAGGACUACAACAUCAAUGAGCUGCUCAUCUCAUCCAUUGGGGAGCAAAUACAUUACCAGCAGGCAGCGUUGCAACGUCUGGAGCCUGGCCUAUAUCUGGGCUAUCUGAAGAUGCAGUGUUCCAUGGAUCAGAUUCAGGUGGUGGUGCCGGUGAAAACUCCCAAUGUGCUUCCGCAUUGCAAGGUGCGGGAGAACAGUCACAUCACGGCCGAGGAGUGGCAGGUGCUGAAGCGCGGACCUAGCAGCAACUCGGGCACGGACUCACUGCGUCUGCCACUCGAGCUAAGCGCCAACAAAGAAUCGAGCACGGAAGUGCAGCGCCUGUUCCUUUACGAUCUCACCAAUGCCGUGCAUAAGCUCUUCGCCAGCAUGAACAUCAAGCCCACGGAGGCGGCUACGCAUCGUCUAUAUGAUGUGGAAGUUAUAGAGCAUAGUCGCGACAUUAGCUUCCUCAUUGUCUGUCCCGCAGUGGAGGCCUCCUGUGCCGUGCCGGGCCAAUCGGAGCUGCUGCUACAACGCGAUGAUCUCGCCUGCCUAAGCAUUCAGGCCUUCGAGAUGAUUCAUCUACGCACCUAUCAGCCGGGCAUUAUACAGAAGUAUGCUCGUCUCUCCUGCAUUCUCGAACUGGACACUGCACUGGCCACACACUCGCAUCGUGAAGCCUUCUCCACCAGCGAGCUGCAGACUGCCAAGGAGCGUCUGGCUACGUUGCACGAGCUGAGCGCGAAUCUCACGCUGGUGUGGAAGAGCGUUCGCUGGCUGAUGGAUGUCAUUGCCUUUGCGCGCAACAAGAAUGCCCAACCAUCGCUAGCCAUGCGUGAGAUUCUAGACAUUGCACAGGCACGCGACGAUGCCUCCACGGGCUCCUCCAAGCAGCUGCUUCAGCUGCCCAUACGCGAGUCCAAGUUCGCCAAGACGGGUACUGGACGCGGCAGUUGGCCCGGACCAGGCGCCGCUGAAGAUAAGAAUGGCAGUAGUGGCAGUGGGACUAGCUAUGCACCGGAACACUCAAAGUCCGAACAGAACCUAGGCUUGAGCGCUAUCACGCCCGGCUCUGCUCAGCCCAGUCCCGCCCCCACGCCCGUUGAGGUACCAGCCGGCCAAUCCCAAGCACAGUCGGACUCCAAACAACAACUGUUGCAGGUAGCCAGCGAUUACGCCUCCACCUCUGAUGUGUCGCUGCGCAAGAAUAGCGGCGACUCGGUCAGUUCGGCCUACACGGCACGCAGCUUCUACUCAGCCGCCGACUCGGCGGUGACAGGCAGCUCCGAAGGCAGCGGCAGUGUCUUUGCCAUUCCGCCCUCGCGCUCUGACGACACGCUCGCAGACGCACUGCGUCACUCCCAAGCGGCAUCGGCGCAGCGCAAACGGACCAGCUCCAACAUCGCUCAUAGCAGUCAUACCACACCACCGCUUAUUACGGUCCAUAGUUCCAGUUCGGCGCCCUAUUUGGCCGCUGGCGGCUCCAGCGUUUCAUUGCGCAGCGGCACCUUUGCCACAGAUCUCGAGCACAAGCCGCUGAAACCCGUUGCAGCUGAGUACAAGGCCAAGGCAGCGUCCAGUAUCAAUUUACGCGAGGGUGGACUUUAUUUAAAGUCCACACUGGCCGCCCUGCAGCCGGAACUGAAGCCGAACCUUAGCUCCAAAGUGGCUGCUGGCGAAGAACCCACCACAUCGAAGGCCUCCUCCACGAAGAGCCUGUCCCGACAGAGCAGUGAGGAGGACACGGGCAGCUGUUCCAGUCUCAACACGGACCAAAGCACAGCCGCCGGUAUAAUUCAGGUCUACACAGCCUACAACACCGGCCUGGCCAGCGGCACGAGUCUCAAGCUCCACGUUACACCCAAGACGACGGCCAGGGAGGUGAUCAAUCUGGUGGUCAAGCAAUUGAACAUGGCCGCAGUGCUAAAGGGGAGCAAGGGUCCCAUCUACAGUGCCGAUAUGUUGGACAAUUUUUGUCUGGUCGCUGUUAUUGGGGCGCGAGAGCGUUGCUUACGCGACGAUUUCAAGCCGUUACAGCUCCAGAAUCCCUGGAAGAAGGGGCGACUAUAUGUGCGACAGAAGCAUGAAUUGCUCGCCGCCAUCGAGCACUCCAAUCGCAAGUCGCACUUGAUCUAAAAGCAAACAAAUUCGAACAAACAAAUUGUAAAACAAACGGGUAACACUUAGACUAUAAGCAAGGGCUCCGAAAAGAGCAGAAAACACAUACAAAUUGUGUCCGCCGUACAAUUGCCUACAUACUCGAAUAGUAUGUAUGUAGGUGUUAACUAUGAAUUGCUCUCUGAAUAUUAUUAUUAUAUAUGUAGUAGUACAGUGCACGCUAGCUGAAACAAACUGAUGUAAUCAGAACUUCUCUUUCAGAAUAGUUAACCUCAACUCUACAAGUAUUCUGUCUGCUAAAGGGUGUCUUUGAAACCAUGGGGAGAAUACUUACUGGUUCUUGACCGAACAAUUAUAGCAGAUUCUAUUCUGAUUCAAUUACAGUAUUCAGGUAUAAUAUCGCGGUCAAAAUUUCACUUAAGCCCAAGGCUGUUGCUUGCUGUUGAUUGUGUCAUGGUAUAUCAAGAGCUAUAACAGCUACCGAAUAGCCAAAGUAAUGUCUUAUCCUGAAUAUAUCGGGCUCGGAACAUUUAUAUCAAAGAUUUUCUAUUUCCGACGAAGAGGGAACCCAUUAAAAUCCGAACAUUGCCGUUUGAUAAGCCAUUGGGAGAAUUUGUAAUACAUUUGAAACUAUGAAGAAUAGAUCUGUUAUGUUCCACAAAUCAAAUUUGAUAUUAUCCAAAAAAUCUUUGCAAAAGAGAUAUGUACCAGCUAUCGUAAUAACUUCAACUUUAUGACACUUAAGUUGUCAAAGUAUUCAAAAGCAGAUUUUUAAAACUUGUUAAUGCUUGUUUACUUUACUUAGCGUGUACUGUACUCUUGGUUUUGAGUUGCUGCGCAGCAUUCCAUCCAGCUAAGACUCGAAUAGCCUCCAAAAUUUGCCAUCGCAUAAUCGCAGAAGCAAGCAAAUUUUGCAGGCACGUCCAUUGUUUAUAGAUGCAUAAAUAUACAUACAUACAUACGCAUAAAAACAUGCACACACUCAUGCAUACAAGUAUACCAAUAAUUAGUUGGUUAAAUUGUAAAUUUUAUGAUUUGGUUUUUGCUUUAGGGUAACCCGAUCCCCCAGCGAAGUUUGACGACCAAUUCCCAAAUUAGACUGAAUUACUUGUGUAUUUAAAAGAGAAAACAAAAUGAAGAAACAAAUUACAAUUUUAAUGUAAUGGUAUUAUAUUUUGAAUAGUUUUACAUUAUACAUUAAAUACAUACACACACACAUACACAGAACACACGCACACACUUAGAUUGUUGUUAGUUGUUUUAGGCGUGAGCUCAAAGUUUUUACACGCAGUUCGCUGCUUAAUGUUUAAGUGCAAGAAAUUUACAUAAAGAAACACCCAUACACCCACACAUACAUACAUACUCGUACAUACUUAUAUCAUAUAUA
This is a messenger RNA of Scaptodrosophila lebanonensis, 6373 nucleotides long. RefSeq lists its product as uncharacterized. The transcript is spliced from 13 exons. Gene Ontology annotation, molecular function: protein binding. Gene Ontology annotation, cellular component: spindle. The coding region runs from base 1 to 5004 and encodes 1667 amino acids. Gene Ontology annotation, biological process: regulation of establishment of bipolar cell polarity; establishment of mitotic spindle orientation; signal transduction. Lineage: Eukaryota; Metazoa; Arthropoda; Insecta; Diptera; Drosophilidae. The record is from RefSeq and is a predicted model, not a curated record.